Xyrauchen texanus (razorback sucker) is the source of this 2589-nucleotide messenger RNA. RefSeq names its product N-alpha-acetyltransferase 60-like. The record is from RefSeq and is a predicted model, not a curated record. Gene Ontology annotation, cellular component: Golgi membrane. The transcript is spliced from 7 exons. Gene Ontology annotation, biological process: N-terminal peptidyl-methionine acetylation. NCBI's taxonomy places the organism in Eukaryota, Metazoa, Chordata, Actinopteri, Cypriniformes, Catostomidae. The coding region runs from base 239 to 967 and encodes 242 amino acids. Gene Ontology annotation, molecular function: histone acetyltransferase activity; protein-N-terminal amino-acid acetyltransferase activity.
GGCAAUGUUCGUCUCAUUCCGGAUAGAAACUGACCGGAAGUGGCUGCCUGGAGUUUGUCGAAGUGCUAGCGGCUAUGCUAAUGUACAGAGCGCAAUUUGAGUGCCUGGCUGAAUGUGUCAUCUUCAUCCCGGGCACAGAUUUACACAUUAUCGUCAGCAGUAAAUAUUCUCCACGGCAAUAAAAUAAACAGUCGCAUAUCCUUCUGUUUAUCCAGGCGCUGAGACAAGGCAGGUGUGAAUGACCGACGUGGUGCUUACCACCGCCCUUAGUGAAAUAAAGCUCUGUCUGCUCUGCCACGAUGACAUAGAAAGAAUAAAGGUGCUCUGUGGAGAGUGGUUCCCCAUUGAGUAUCCAGAUUCAUGGUAUCAUGACAUCACAUCAAACAAGAAGUUCUUCUCUCUUGCUGCCACCUUUAGAGGUGGAAUUGUGGGGAUGAUUGUGGCAGAAAUAAAAAGCAGAACGAAAGUGCACAAAGAGGAUGGAGACAUAUUGGCCUCCAGCUUUCCUGUUGACACUCAAGUUGCAUACAUCCUGAGUUUAGGAGUCGUGAAGGAGUUUCGUAAACAUGGAAUAGGCUCUCUGUUGUUGGACAGUUUAAAGGAGCACAUCUCCACCAUGGCACAGGACCAUUGUAAAGCCAUCUACCUGCAUGUGCUCACCACCAAUAACACUGCAAUUCACUUCUAUGAUAACAGAGACUUUAAACAGCACCACUAUUUACCGUAUUAUUACUCUAUACGAGGAGUGCUGAAGGAUGGGUUCACAUAUGUCCUCUACAUCAAUGGUGGACAUCCACCAUGGACUAUCUUUGAUUAUAUUCAUCAUAUAGGUUCGGCACUGGCCAGUCUGAGCCCAUGUUCUAUUCCUCAGAGAAUUUACCGGCAAGCACAGAAUCUCCUGCGCAGCUUUCUGCCAUGGUCGAGCAUCUCUUCCAAGAGUGGCAUUGAGUACAGCAGAACCAUGUGAGGAUCAUCAGGCCAAACAGCGCAGGGUGGAAGAGAAUAAUUUGUCUGGGUCACAAAGUCACUCAUCAAGCUUGGAUUGUGAAGACUGACAAUGGAUCUCUCUGGUCUCGAGCAGUGUAUUAUAUUUGUACAGUAUAUUUACUUUAAUAUAUGCAUUGUCAUUAGUAGAUUGCCCUCUUAUUAUAAACUCUCCACUUCAUGCUUGUAAUUCUGCAGCUGUGUAGAAAUAAGCUUUUUUAAUAUAAAUAGAUUUUUUUAAUGUGUGCCUGUUCUGUUUAGAGGAUUAUUGGGUUAAAGAUGGUAGAAGUAUCUCCUUCAAGAUGCACACUUUUUGAUCUAGUCACUUUCAUGCAUGUGCUCUAGUGUUUUGUUUGUGCAUUAACACCUUGACACACAGCAUAUACAGUAUUUUCAGCCCCCCAGUUUUAAGUAUGCAAAGUUUAAAGUGAUUGUUUUAAUAAUGUUUUUACAGAGGCAAUGAAUGUAGUGUUGCAAUGAAGGGGAUAAUGCUACAAUUUUAUAAAACGCUCCACCUCUCAAAAUGUGCAAUGUUCAUGUCAAAUUUAAACGUGAACAGUCCUUUUAAAUUUGGAAAUGUUUUAUUAGCUAGAGAACUACCUCCUGCCACUCCAAGCAGUUUACUUUUUUUCUUUUGAAGUGCAAAUAGGUGAAUGUAUUGAAGGGAAGUGUUGAAUAUAGGUAUGUUGAUGUGAAUCAGGGAUUUAAAUACAAAAUAAAAUUAUUUGAGAAACCUGCUACUGCAUUAUGCAAAAUUUUAGUAUCAAAGAUGACCAAUGUUCUGCAAUGUUAAGCCUGAGUAUGUUUCUGUUCAGUUUGUGACUGUCCUUUCAUGAUACGAUUGACAAGGUAAAGGUGCAUGAGUCUGUUGGUGAAAGACUUAUUUUGUGUUGAUUACAUAGAGGGAUCUGUUUUCUUUUUCUGUGCUAUUAUAUAUUUGUCCUCCUUGGAUAUGAAACAUGUUUGUUCCUUUUCAAAAUACAUUUAUUUAUUUUUUUAUUUGCCAUGAACACAUGUAUGAAUAAUAAUUUUAAACAAGUUGUUGAUGUAAGUAAUGGAGCCAAUAUCACCUCUGUAGAGUGAGACUGUGUGUAUGUUCCACACAUUUAUUCUACAAUACCUUUUAAAUAUGUUACAUUAUUUUGAAAAUUGGUGUAUUGAAAUAAUUUACAUUUAAAGUUUAAGUUUUUAUUGGGUUGAUUUUAUGGAUUUAAUAAAGGAAAAUUAGUUCAGAUUGCAUGCUCUUAUAAUGAAAACCCUUCUUUUCCUGUUAAUUUUCCAAUUGUGUAGAUAUACUUCCUAACCCACGAAAACAUGCCUAGAGAUAAUGAAAGCAACAAGGACGUUUCACCCCUGUCACAAGUUCCCAAUAGUGCAGUGGCACCCUCUAGUGUUCAAUGAGAGAAUGCAAAUCCAGAGGUGAUGUUUUUUAUUGUACACUAAUUUUAUUUGCUGUAAUAUAUUAAGCUUUGAUCGUUUAUCUCUUUGCAUCUAUCCAUUUGUUUGUCAAUUAUUUAUAAAUAGAUUAUUAUUGAUUCGUCCAUUUAUGCUUAAAAAGCAUUAUGAGAUGACUUAUAGGAAAGAAAGAAAGAAAUACAAAAUAAA